Chrysoperla carnea is the source of this 739-nucleotide messenger RNA. RefSeq names its product GILT-like protein 1. Lineage: Eukaryota; Metazoa; Arthropoda; Insecta; Neuroptera; Chrysopidae. Gene Ontology annotation, molecular function: oxidoreductase activity, acting on a sulfur group of donors, disulfide as acceptor. The coding region runs from base 73 to 702 and encodes 209 amino acids. The record is from RefSeq and is a predicted model, not a curated record. The transcript has 5 exons.
UGUUUUAUUAACUAAAUUGAAUAAAUAGUUGUACACAGUAGAAUUUAAUUUCAAUCGAAUUGCUCUGUUAAAAUGUUCCUCAAAAUAUAUUUCUGUGUUUUAAUUACAUUGUUUGUGACUAUUACGUCAACAUCAGCAAAAAAACCAACAGUUUCUGUUUAUUAUGAAGCAUUAUGUUAUGAUAGUCAACAAUUUUACACCAAGCAAUUUUAUCCGACAUACAUUAAACUAGGAGCAUAUUUCAAUGUGGAUCUGUUACCAUAUGGUAAAGCUACGCACUCCAAUCAAACAGGAAAAUGGGUUUUCAACUGCCAACACGGGCCGAAUGAGUGUUUUGCAAAUACUGUACAAGCUUGCGUAUUACAUGAUGAAAAAGCUUCUGAAGAACAAAAACUUAAGUUUAUUAACUGCGUUUUAAGCGAUUCCAAUCCAACUUAUGCAGGAUCCAAGUGUGGAAAAGAAAGUGAUUUAUAUUGGGCUACUAUUGAUACUUGUUCUAAGACAGAAGAAGGUGCUAAUUAUUUAGCCCAAUAUGGCGAUCGUACACAUGCAGUGAGGCCAAACAUAUCAUUUGUUCCUACAAUUAUAUUUAAUAGCGUUUACAAUCAAGAAUUGCAAAAUAAAGCAUUAAAAAAUUUUGAAGAAGUGUUAUGUUCCCAACUAUCAGAACCAAAACCAGCCGAAUGUGGAAAAUUUGUAUAAAGACAUGCUUGUGUGAUCUAUUUUUAUAGAAAAUGAA